GACUCUAGGUUCACUUGGUUAGUUUUGCUCAAAACUACUAAGUCACCGACCUUUGUCAUUUAGUUUAAUACAUUAGUCUUUUAAGAGUCUCGGGUCAAAAUGGGGAGCUGGCCUGCGGUUGCAGCAUCAAGCCAGUGGCUGGAGGGUAUUUGAAAAUGGUAUUACAAUGCUGCAGGGUUCAAUAAACUGGGACUAAUGCAAGAUGAUACAACAUAUGAGAAUGAUGAUGUGAAAGAGGCCAUAAGAAGGUUUCCUGAGAACCUUUAUAACUACAGGAUGUUUCGCAUUAAGAGAGCACUGGACCUGACCAUGAGGCACCAGGUCUUGCUUAAAGAGCAGUGGACAAAAUAUAAGGAGGAUAAAUUCUACCUUGAACCAUAUCUGAAAGAAGUUAUUCGGGAAAGAGAAGAAUGGGCAAAUAAAUAA
Lynx canadensis (Canada lynx) is the source of this 426-nucleotide messenger RNA. Its product is annotated as cytochrome b-c1 complex subunit 7-like. The record is from RefSeq and is a predicted model, not a curated record. The coding region runs from base 196 to 426 and encodes 76 amino acids. Lineage: Eukaryota; Metazoa; Chordata; Mammalia; Carnivora; Felidae. Gene Ontology annotation, biological process: mitochondrial electron transport, ubiquinol to cytochrome c. The transcript has a single exon.